AUGCUUACAAAAAAUAAGAGACGAAAAGGCAAAAGGAAUAAUGAUCGUACCAGAGUGGCCGGCUCAGCCCUGGGAAUUAGAUCAAUUUUGGAACAAAGUUACCCUGGUGGCCGGAAUCUUGUCCGGAAAGCGUACGAGUUGAGGGGAACUCCGAAAGCUGCCCUAGAAGUUACGAUCGCAUUUAUUUCCGAGUCUUCUUAUAAACAAUACGAAGGUUGUUUCAAACAAUGGUGGUCCUAUUGCGUUGAUAACAACGUUAAUCCAUUUGCAAUAUCCAUUUCUCAUACUUUGAUUUUCCUAACCAAAUUAUUUGAUCGCCAACUAGCCUCCACAACAAUUAAUUGUUAUAGAUCGGCUAUCUCGUUGUUGGUUGGUAAAGAAAUGGCUCAAGACGACCGAGUUAUGAGGUUUUUUCAAGGUUGUUACAACUUGAGACCGUCAAAACCCAAAUACGACAUCACAUGGGAUCCAAAAAUUGUUCUCGAUUAUCUCACCUCUUUACCAAACAACAACGAUUUGAAUGUACUCGAUCUCGGAAGAAAACUUAUUGCUUUGCUGGCAUUGAUUACCGGUCAUCGCAUGCAAACUUUUUCGUUGAUAGAAUUAGAAAAUAUCGAAGAGCUAGACGAUAAAACCAUUCACAUUAAAAUACCAAAACGAAUAAAAACUUCGGGUCGUAACAGAAAUCAACCCUUGCUCAUAUUACCAUACUUUCUAAUCAAUGAAAAAAUUUGUGCUGCGUCUACUCUGAAAGCGUAUAUUGAAAAAACAGAAAAACUGCGAAAUGGAAUAGAUUACCUUUUUAUCACUUCCAAAAAACCUUAUAAAGCAGCUGAAUCUUCAACUUUGAGUCAUUGGGUUAAGUACAUAUUAGAAAAAAGUGGUCUUGAUAUUUAUAUAUUUUCUGCACAUUCUACGCGUCACGCGUCUACUUCAACUGCAAAACGCAAAGGCGUCGGUAUAGAUAUUUUGUACUCAGCAGGGUGGACAGAAACUUCUCAAACUUUCGAAAAAUUCUAUGACCGAGAAAUAAUUGUUAAUAAUAGAGACAGUUUUGCUAACGCGAUUCUUAAUUCUUGA
Messenger RNA from Phymastichus coffea, 1080 nucleotides. RefSeq lists its product as uncharacterized. NCBI's taxonomy places the organism in Eukaryota, Metazoa, Arthropoda, Insecta, Hymenoptera, Eulophidae. The record is from RefSeq and is a predicted model, not a curated record. The transcript is spliced from 2 exons. Gene Ontology annotation, molecular function: DNA binding. Gene Ontology annotation, biological process: DNA integration; DNA recombination. Bases 1 to 1080 code for a protein of 359 amino acids.